AUGGGUUACGGACAUGCAGAUAAAGCGUGUAGAUCCAGACAAAAAAGCAUUAUGAUAGAGAACGGAUUUGAAGAGCACUUUGCCUACUCAGAAGACAGAGGACGAAAUGUACGUGCUUCAUCAAGAAGUGGACGAACGAGCCCGGCGCACAGCGCCCACGGGAGCCUAAUUCGGCAUAGUCUGAUGAAGGUUACUGACGACAAGCGCGCCAUGAAGGUCCGAUUCUAUCGGAACGGAGACAAAUUUUUCAAAGGAAUUGUGUACGCUGUGUCAUGUGAGCGCUUUCGGACGCUAGACUCAUUACUAGUUGAUCUAACCGAUAGUCCGGUGUGCGACCGGAAUGUCCUUCCCAACGGGGUCCGACACAUCUUUUCUGCUGACGGAAGUCAUAAAGUGACUCGUCUCGACCAACUGGAGGAAGGCGAGAGUUAUGUGUGCGCCUCAACAGAUCUUUUCAAACGUCUAGAUUAUACAAAAAGCGCUAGCCCCAAUUGGAACGUAAAUGUUCGCGCCAAAGAUGACGAUUCUGCCAUUUCCGGUGCGAUGCGCGAGUCACUUACGGAAGACAUGAAGGAUUAUAUUAAACCCAAACUGGUCACAAUUGUCAGGAACGGGUCAAAACCCCGCAAGGCUGUGCGUGUGCUCCUUAACCGGAAGACAGCACAUUCGUUUGACCAAGUCAUGGAUGACAUCACAGAGGCUAUUAAACUCGAUUCAGGUGCAGUUCGCAAAGUUUUCACAUUGGACGGGAAGCAGGUGACGAACCUGUACGACUUUUUCCAGGAUGAUUCUGUGUUCAUAGCUUACGGUCCGGAGAGAUUUUCCGCUGAUGACUUUGAUCUGGACGACAAUGGGAAGAAUAUGCUCCAAAAAAAAGAAGAAGUGAAGUUGGUCUCCCCGUAUAAAGCAUCACCCUUCAAGGAGAAAAGAAUCACACUACGGUCGGCAAAGUCACCCAGAUCGUCACGCAAGCUGUCACUAUCAAAUAGAAGCUUAAAUGAAGAUUACCAUGAGUCCAGGUCAGCUCGGAGCUCUCCUCUGUCGUCCCCGCUCUCCUCUCCACGUAUGUCACGCAAAUCUAGUGGUCGUGUUGUCUCUGCUCCAAAGUACAGACUUCAGGAAGGACUAGAUGGGGAGAGCUAUGCUGGUCCUCCAAGUCUUGGCAAGAAAUAUGAAAUUGGUCGAGUCAUUGGGGAAGGCAACUUUGCUGUUGUAAUGGAGUGCAUAGACAGGACAACCAAUAAGAGGUAUGCCCUAAAGAAGAUUGACAAGACCAAGUGUAAAGGAAAGGAACAAAUGAUUGAGAAUGAGGUAUCCAUUCUGAGGAAGGUCCAACAUCCAAACAUUAUCAUGCUGCUCGAGGAAUUUGAUGCCAAGGAUGAGCUGUAUCUAGUCAUGGAGUAUGUUAAGGGAGGUGAUUUGUUUGAUUCAAUAGCCAUGGCAACCAAGUACACAGAACAAGAUGCCAGCGGCAUGUUUUAUAAUCUGUGUAGUGCACUAAAAUACCUACACAAUCUCAACAUCGUCCACCGUGACGUGAAGCCCGAGAAUCUACUGGUAUUUCAACAUACAGAUGGAACAAAGUCCAUCAAACUAGGUGACUUUGGUCUCGCAACAUAUGCCACUGAGGUCUUGUACACAGUGUGUGGCACACCUACAUAUGUGGCACCCGAGAUCCUUGCAGAAAUAGGAUAUGGGUUCAAGGUGGAUGUGUGGGCAGCAGGUGUGAUUCUGUAUAUAUUGCUUAGUGGGUUCCCUCCCUUUGUAAGCACAAGUAAUGACCAAGAAGAAUUGUUUGACCAGAUACUGGACGGUAAAUUUGAGUUCACCCCUCCCUUCUGGGAUGAAGUUUCUGACUCAGCUAAGGAUCUGAUCAGUAAGAUGCUGGAUGUCGAUCCCGAGUGUCGUCUCUCUGCUGCAGAUGUACUAGUCCACCCAUGGGUUGCUGAUGACAUGGCCAAGAACGAGGACAUGCAUGGUAAUAUUACCACCAGUAUUAAGAAACACUUUAAGAGGAAGUCCAAGCCGUCCCUCAGUACUGCUGGUAUCAGGAUAGUCACUAGCACAGCACUAGACAAGGCCUCAAGGUUUUUCCCAGGAAGGAAGGCAGCUCUGACAUACCAGCAACAGGAGAAUGGUGAUGAGGUCUUCUGA
Molecule: messenger RNA, 2154 nt
Organism: Ylistrum balloti
Lineage: Eukaryota; Metazoa; Mollusca; Bivalvia; Pectinida; Pectinidae
Product: serine/threonine-protein kinase DCLK1-like
Exons: 17
Coding region: 1-2154 (717 amino acids)
Biological process (GO): protein phosphorylation; intracellular signal transduction
Molecular function (GO): protein kinase activity; ATP binding
Source: RefSeq, a predicted model, not a curated record